This is a messenger RNA of Drosophila takahashii, 1500 nucleotides long. Lineage: Eukaryota; Metazoa; Arthropoda; Insecta; Diptera; Drosophilidae. The record is from RefSeq and is a predicted model, not a curated record.
AUGGAUAAUGUGUGCCAAUAUUGCAAAGAAAGAAGAGGCUUGUCGGUCAAGCGUGGAGAUUCAGUUCCGAAGAUCAUUUGCCUGCUGUGCCUGCAAUUGGACGUGUUUGGCACAGAACACCAGUCGGAAGUCCAAAUCAAGGAAGAGGAAAUCAUAAUUGAGGACAAUGUCCUACAGGAGGAAUCCGCAGAUAGGGAAAAUGUCAUUAACCAGGAUUCCAUAGUUAAGGAAGAGACUCUUGAGGAGGAGCCCGCAGUUAAUGUAACGAUAGCUGAAGAGGAUCUCAUAAUUAAGGAAGAGGUUCUUGAGGAGGAAGAAUACUACGUUAUAACAGAAGGCCUGGAAGAGUCUGCGAUGGAAACUUGCCUGGUUUGCCAGGAGAAGCACGAGCACAUGGUCAAUAUAUUUGAUGACACGCAGGAGUCUGGAAUUACCAUUGCCACUAUGAUUUCACAGUCCAUCGAGCUGCGAAUCGAGAAGGGGAACUCAUCUCCCGAAACUAUUUGUCCAACUUGCCUAGAGUUUGUGCAAAAUGCGUACGAAAGUAUGCAAGCCAACGAUAGGGAUCAGCAGCUAUUCGGCCAACCGAAAAACGAGAUGGUCGAGGAAGAUUUAAUCCAGGUAAAAAACGAGCCAGUCGAGGAAGACCACUUCGAGGAAGUCCAAUCAAGAGAAUCCAAGCAAAAGCAGAAGGCAACACCCAGCGCAGUGUCGCCAACAUUUCAUUGCUACCAUUGUACUUUGGUUUUGUCGGAUCACAUAUCUCUAGCAAUUCACCUCCGUAAUCACGAGGAGAAUGGUGAUUUAGAUCGCACCAAAGAACCGCCGCACAGAUGCCCUCACUGCGACAAGAUGUUCUUAUACGCAUCCAAAUAUAAAAAUCACAUUCGAUCUCAUGGUAAACCCAUUAUCGCGCCAGCUCCUCCACUCAAGUGCCCCCAAUGUCCAAAGAUAUACUUUAAAGCCGGGAAUCUUGAGGCGCACAAGCUGAUGCACACGAAGGAUAACACAAAAAAUACAAAAACACCCCCGUUUAGGUGCCCAUACUGUCCAAAAAUAUUCCUAUACGACAGUUUUUUUCAAGAUCACAUGCAAACACAUAAGGAUAAGGAAAAGGAAAAGUUGUCACAUUACAAGUGCCCCUACUGUCCGCAGAAUUUCCUGCACCACGACUUGCUUGAAAUUCACAUUCGGACACAUGAUAGUCCGAAAAAGGAGCCUGCGGUAGUAUCUUACAAGUGUCCUGACUGUCCAGAGGUUUUCUCAAACAAUUUGCUUCUUAAUGAUCACAUGGAGAUUCAUGGAGAAUGCUCCCUCUGCCACAAGCACAAGAAGAAGUCACCCCACCGUUGUGACCACUGCCCGUUGUCAUUUAUAACGAAACAGCAUCUUCAGAAGCACAAGCUUACACAUAAAAUAAGAGCCGAUGGAAAAAGAAAGUGCAGCAUUCGUAAAGUGGACUACAACGAAAGUAAGAAGUUCGUCGAUGAAGAUGAGUAG